GACACGGACUUCAAUCAUGGACCGUGUCAAAAAUGCCUGAUAUUUUAUUAUAAUGACUCUAGUUUUAUCGUUAUAGUAAUUAAUUCGAGAAAUGGGUGUCAUAAGGCACAUCGUGUGCGCCAUGUCGGGUGGUGUUGACAGCUCAGUCGCCGCUUUGUUGCUGAAAAAACGAGGUUAUAAUGUGACCGGCGUUUUCAUGAAAAACUGGGAUUCCUUGGAUGAAAGUGGAGUUUGCACUACAGAAAAAGACUGCGACGAUGCUUACAAAGUGUGUCAAAUGCUGAACAUCCCCUUCCAUCAAGUGUCAUAUGUUAAAGAAUACUGGCAUGAAGUUUUCAGUUAUCUGUUAAAGGAAUACGAGAACGGAAGGACUCCUAAUCCUGAUAUACUCUGCAACAAACAUAUUAAAUUCAAACAUUUUCAUAAGUAUGCUGUCAUAACUCUAGGUGCUGACGCGAUGGCAACAGGGCACUAUGCGAGAACCUCCCAGGAAGAUGAAGAAGUUUUCCAGCAGACUCCCAAAACGGCCCCCUUUGUGCUCUUCAGAAAUCGAUUUGAUAUCCGGAACCCGGUGAAGCUGUACAAAGGGGCCGACCUUGUCAAAGAUCAGACUUUCUUCCUCAGCCAGAUCUCCCAGGAUGCACUGAGGCAGACCAUGUUCCCCCUCGCCGGCCUGACUAAAGAUUUUGUGAAAAAAAUAGCGGCUGAAGCGGGGUUUGAGCAUGUGCUGAAAAAGAAAGAGAGUAUGGGUAUUUGCUUCAUAGGAGAGAGAAACUUUGAAAACUUUAUCUUGGAGUACCUCGAGCCUAAACCUGGUAACUUUGUAUCCAUUGAGGAUGGGACUGUAAUGGGCACACAUAAAGGCUGGUUUACCCUGACACUAGGCCAAAGGGCACGGAUAGGAGGUCAAAGGGAUGCCUGGUAUGUGGUGGACAAGGAUAUCAAUACAGGCGACGUGGUUGUGGCUCCGUCAACCAACCACCCGUCCCUUUUUCGCGACACUUUACGGACGGACCGCUUCCACUGGAUCGCUGACGAUCCGCCGCCAGAAUUGGCGCGGACCAAGAUGAUGGAGUGUCAUUUCCGAUUCAUCCACCAGGAACCGCUCGCUCCCUGUACGGUGACUCUCAACAUGGACGGUUCUGUGUGGAUCUCACUCGCGCAGUCGGUCAGAGCUUUAACACCAGGACAGUUCGCAGUGCUCUAUAAAGGUGACGAGUGCCUGGGAAGUGGGAAGAUUAUCCAGUUGGGACCGAGUGACUUCACCAUCCAACGUGGUCGGGAAUCGGCUCAGCUUAAAAAAGACAACCCGGAACCGGUUAGAUGACCUGAUGGGAAAACGUAAAACUACCAAGACAGGUAGAAGGGAUCUUGUUAAAAAACAAAAAGGCUUAAAUGAGCGAUUUCAAGACAGACUUUCUCCCAAAAUAAAAUGGUUGUGAAUUUUAUUCAGAAAAUGUCCUGUUUUUCAGGUAUUUAUUGCAGAUAUUUUUACAUGGAUAUGCAAAUGUUAAACACUAGUUAGGUUCAAUCAUUUAUUAUGACAGUGACCAGUGGACAUGCAAAAUAAAACGUGUGACUUUCUGUUGCCACUAUUUGGCGCUGUAUGCUUGAUGCAAAUGACCUCUACAAAACCUUUCUCUCAUCAAGCAUGGGAAGUUUGGCGCAGAUAUGUUGUAUACCUGCCAAGUUAUGCCAGUUCAAAAUUUGUGGUGAGAGAAAAUGGCGACAGUGAUUUUCACUUUCCUGUCUGGACCACUUUGCUUCAACGAAACCUCAAUAUUUUUUAUCAGGCACCUAAACACAUGUCUUAAGGCUCCCUUGAUGCAGGUUUGAGGUCAAUUGAUGUUUUUUCACUUGGAGGAGGAGCCUGUGUAGUACAAAAGGGCGUUUCCUGUUCCAAGCAGGGGGCACCAGGCCUAAUGAGUAAUAUUUCAUUUAGUGCUGCAACAAUUAAUCGAUUAAAUUGAGUAAUUCGAUGAGAAAAAAGCUUUGAAUCAAAUUUGACUGCUUCGAGUAUUUGUUCAUUAGAGUAGCGUUGCAAUGUUUAGUUUUGAAAGUGUUUGCAUUUAGUUUUAAUGAUUUGGCAGUGAAUAUAACAUCACUCAUUUAACAUGGCUGAAUCCAGCUGCUCCCUGUUAAGACCAACUAAAUGUAAGUUUUUGUUUGAGCUAAUGUUUUAUUUAAUGCAUUCAUAAUUUAUAGGUAUAUUUAGCUGUUUUUUGUGGUAAUAUGUGUUUGAACGAUUUGUUGAGCGCAUUGUUAAAAAAUGUUAGUAUUCUGUAGCAUUUAAGAUAGCAAAUUUUUGCUAUGCAAGUUAGCCAGUUGUUCUUUUGUUGUACUUAGAUCCUCAUCUAUUUAUUUUAGUUAUACCAUUUGAGGCUAUGCUCAGAUAUUUUAAUUUAUUUAUAAAUGAAUGUGCAAUUUUGCAGUUUGAAGAAACACUCGGGAAUUUUAUUUUGAAACUGCAGUCUUAGCAAGCCUUUAUUUUACAUCCCUAAAAUUUGUUCUGGAAAGCAUUAAAUGUUCCUAAUCCGAUGACUCGAUUAUUUGAACUAACUAGUUGAUAGAUUAAUCGACUACUAAAAUAAUCGAUAGAUGCAGCCCAAAUUUCAAUACGGUUGUGUUCAGGAAUGGGAUACCUUUCAUACAUGCCAAAUAUGAAAAAGACUAAUACCUGGAUCAGAGAGUUGUUAGUCAUUUACUAAAUUUGGUGUGUUGCCUUUAAAAAAAAAAAAAAAAGCCGACUUUGGCACCGCACCCAGGUCAGACCCGUGAAUGAAAACUCACCUCAUGAACAGUUGCACCAAUUUUGAGGAGGAUCCAACUAGCUCCCUAGGUGCCAAUGUCUCAGAUAUGCACCAUGUAACCUAAUAUAUAUUUUACGUUCAAACCAAAAUACUUGAUUUCAUGUUGGGUUUGGGAUAUGGGUGCAAGAGACUUUUUGAUGCAGUUUUGCACAAGGUAUCGUCUCCCCAACUUUCAUCGCUGUAUUUUGAAAAAAACUAAUAGGAGAGGUCUUUUUGAAAAUUCAAGGGGGCGACGUUAAGCCAUUUUGUUACGGUUUGUGGCAAGGUCGCAAAAGUAUCAAAAUGUAUGCCAAGCCGCAUGUAUCUGCAAACUUUGGUGAGUUUUCGAGCAUGUUGAGGCCUCGAAGUUGUCUAAUUUAAUUUGCCAUGAAAUAAUAAUAAUCCUUUGCAUUGCAAUAGGGCUCUCGCACCACUUGGUGUUUGGCAGGGUUGAAAGUGGGCCAGAACAGUCAGGAACGCAGUUCAGGGCCAGAACUGGGUUCUGGCAUAAGAUUCAGGGCCGGAAUUCUGUUCCGGUAUAAGAUUCAGGGCCGGAAUGCUGUUCCGGUACACGGUGCUUUGAUUCUAAAAAAUAUGACAGCAACUGUACGAACACUAUGCAAAAAAAAAAAAAAAAAUUCUACGCUGCCACACAUGCAUUUCAGCUCCAAGAAGAAAACAAUCUACCAACAUCAGAUUUACAUACCCAAGUGUUAACAAGACGCAUAAUAAAAUGCUUGUGUAGCGUAAUCCGUUUCCACCAAUAUUUAUUAUUGAUUUUAUUCCACGGACGGCAUGGAGGUUUCCCCAGCUGCAGCAGUUAUCGGAGUCUGACGAUUAUGAGCAGCAAAGCAAAACGCCUGGACUCAUUAUCCGUUCAAUUGGCUGACAUACUGACAUGUGAUCAGCAGAGAUGGCUUGCUCUGAUUGGUUCAAAUGUACAUGUUGUCUGGGAAAGCAGCAACAAAAAAAAGCUUGUUGAAUUGAUGCGACAAAAAAACGGGCAAUGCAACAUAAAAUGGAUCAAAUCUUUAAGAAAGCAACGAAAGAGUUGAGGCUUAUUUCUCAUAUUUAGUUUUAUUUACUCUGGGGCUGUCAAACGAUAAAAUUUUUUAAUGGAGUUAAUUACAGCUUAAAAGUUAAUAUUAAUCGCAAUUAAUGGCAAUUCAAACCAUCAAUAAAGUAUGCCAUAUUUUUCUGUAAAUUAUUGUUGGAAUGGAAAGAUAAGACAAGAUGGAUAUAUAUAUUCAACAUGCGGUACAUAAGGACUGUAUUUGUUUAUUCUAACAAUAAAUCAACAAGACGGCAUUAACAUUAUUAACAUUCUGUUAAAGCGAUCCAUGGAUAGAAAGACUUGUAGUUCUUAAAAGAUAAAUGUUAGUACAAGUUAUAGAAAUUUUAUAUUAAAACCCCUCUUAAUGUUUUCGUUUUAAUAAAAUUUGUAAAAUUUUCAAUCAAAAAAUAAACUAGCAGCCCGCCAUUGUUGAUGUCAAUAAUUACUUACACAAUGCUCAUGGGUACUGAAGCCUAUAAAAUCAGUCGCACCCAAGCGCCAGCAGAGGGUGGCAAAACUCCAUAAAACACAACAAGUGAGCGUUACACUGUACUGUCAUUUAAAUCUGUCUGAGCGGGGCAUCUGCGUUAAUUGGCCAAAUAUUUUAACGUGAUUAAUUUAAAAAAUUAACGCCCGUUAACGCGAUCAUUUUGACAGCCCUAAUUUACUCUGAUGGGAGGUUCAGAACAUCUUAGCUGUCAAUGUGCACUUUGGGCUUAUAUUUGUUCAUUUAUGUUAGGCUACUUAGCCAUUUCCUUAUGAUUUAAAAAGUCAACGUUUGCGCGAUCUUAAAAAUAUAUUCCAUUUCACUCUGCAUAAUAUAAGUAAUUUGUCUUUAUUUUUCUGAAUAUAUGUUACUUAUAUCUUAACCUCUAUUUUAAUAUAUAUCCUAUGUUUUGAAGUAGUUAAAAUUGAGAUUGAUGAGGCAUUUAGUAUGUGAGGAAAUGAGGCUAAAUUAAAAAUUAGGAGAUGGAAAUGGGUUAUUGCUGUUUUUGUUAACUUUUAUUUUGCAAAUCAUUGAAAAAAUACAAUUUUGAAUGAAAAUCAGUUUAUGUAUGUGUUAUAGACGUAACUGUGCUAAAACAGUUUUCUUGGCGUUUCAGUAGUUUGAGAGAUUUGACCCCCCCUACCCCUAAAAAAAAGGGGAAAAAAUCAAUAAAUGACAAAAAUUUCUGGCUCCGUGGCGACCUUGACGUCGGGGAGUUCCGGCAAGAAAUUCUAGCCACUUUCACCCCUGGUGUUUGGGCCCUAAAUAUAAUUUUUCUGUGUACAAACUACAAGUUAUUAAAACGGUCGGCGCUGCAGUUGUUUUGCAGUUUUUGUCCACAAGAGGGUAGUGUUACAUAAGCUACACUUCAAAUUGAAAUCAGUAGGAGUCCACAAAAGUUUUAUAACCUGUUGAAAAUGUAUUUAUGAAAUGGUGAAAAAUCAGAUUUUCCUCCCUUCU
Messenger RNA from Corythoichthys intestinalis (scribbled pipefish), 5290 nucleotides. RefSeq names its product tRNA 5-methylaminomethyl-2-thiouridylate methyltransferase (gene trmu). The transcript has 11 exons. Gene Ontology annotation, cellular component: mitochondrion. Bases 92 to 1327 code for a protein of 411 amino acids. NCBI's taxonomy places the organism in Eukaryota, Metazoa, Chordata, Actinopteri, Syngnathiformes, Syngnathidae. The record is from RefSeq and is a predicted model, not a curated record. Gene Ontology annotation, biological process: tRNA wobble position uridine thiolation. Gene Ontology annotation, molecular function: sulfurtransferase activity.